GAGAAGGCAGCUAUGCGAACCUGGCUUAUCAACGACUCUAAGGCGAAGACAAUCAUCCUUUGUAAACUCGCACCUAGCAUUCAUCUCCUCAUUCCUCGGAACACUUCUGUUACAGCGCAUGAAGCUUGGAAAAUCCUCAAAGACCACUUCCAUUGUAAUGACGUCAGUUCUCAAUUUGUCAUUUGGAGAUGCAUCCAGGCACUUCAUAUGAAAGACACACAUGAUGCAAACAACUAUGUUGGUCAACACAUCAGUUGCCGUGAUUGCCUUAUAACGGGUGCUUCCUAUUCUGAUGAGGAAGCAGUGUUCAAUAUCCUAACUGGGCUGCCUUUGUCUUCUGUGUGG
Suillus subaureus is the source of this 345-nucleotide messenger RNA. RefSeq lists its product as uncharacterized. The transcript has a single exon. Lineage: Eukaryota; Fungi; Basidiomycota; Agaricomycetes; Boletales; Suillaceae. The record is from RefSeq and is a predicted model, not a curated record. The annotation marks the transcript as partial.